Molecule: messenger RNA, 5591 nt
Organism: Chiloscyllium plagiosum (whitespotted bambooshark)
Lineage: Eukaryota; Metazoa; Chordata; Chondrichthyes; Orectolobiformes; Hemiscylliidae
Gene: pafah1b2
Product: platelet-activating factor acetylhydrolase 1b, catalytic subunit 2
Cellular component (GO): cytoplasm
Molecular function (GO): platelet-activating factor acetyltransferase activity
Source: RefSeq, a predicted model, not a curated record
CACAGGCGGAAGUCGAUGGAAUGCUGUGGCUCCAGCUUGGAUACAUUUGUAGCGGAGGAGGAGAAGCCCCAGGACAGAAGGAGAUCCCAGUGGAUACAGAGGGAACCAGCAGUCGCAACUCACUCUGACUUCCCUCCAGUGCAGGGCUGUUUUUAACCAAGAAGCACUGAGCACCCCAGCUUUGAGUGCUGAUUUCACACUUGAGUCGCUGCUCCCAGCAUUAUUCCUGGUGUUCCGGUUUGGAAACCACCUCAAGGAAAACAAUGAGCCAAGAGGGUUUAAACUCCGCUGCAGUCCCACUCUGUGCAGAGGAUGUCCAGGGAGACGGUCGCUGGAAGUCACUGCACAACCGAUUUGUCCUGGACUGCAAGGAUAAAGAGCCUGAUGUCCUUUUUGUAGGUGAUUCCAUGGUGCAACUUCUGCAGCAAUAUGAGAUCUGGAGGGACCUGUUCUCGCCACUGCAUGCACUUAACUUUGGGAUUGGAGGAGAUACCACACGACAUGUCUUAUGGAGGCUUGAGAAUGGAGAACUAGAAAACAUCAAACCCAAGGUAAUUGUCCUCUGGGUGGGGACCAACAACCAUGAACACACAGCUGAGGAAGUAGUUGGUGGGAUCGAGGCUAUUGUGCACCUCAUUAACAUAAGGCAAUCUCAGGCCAAAGUGGUGGUUUUGGGUCUCCUGCCACGUGGUGAGAAGCCCAAUCCUUUGCGAGAGAAGAAUGCGGAGGUGAACGUGCUGUUGAAGAGAUCUGUCUUGAAGUUCCCGAAUAUGCAGUUCCUGAAUGUUGAUGCAGAGUUUGUGCAUUCCGAUGGGACCAUCUCCCAUCAUGACAUGUUUGAUUACUUGCACCUCACCCAAAUCGGCUAUGCCAAAGUCUGCAAACCUGUCUAUGAACUGCUAGUUCAGCUCCUGGAGGAGACACCUGAGGAGAAACAAGCCACCCUGGCGUGAUUGCAUCCAAACCCUUCAUAUUGUCAUUGCCAUCUCUUUUAAACUGGGAUCCGACCAGAGCUACAUAUAGAAUCCUGCAACACUCCUGCCUGGAACAUUUGAGUCAAGGCACCCUGAUUUGUUUCAAUAUUUUGAAGUGCAGGGUUCCCUUGUGAAGUGGACACUGUUUGUUCUAUAUCAAAGCAUUAGGCUACAUUUGAAAUAGACAGUGCAGUUUAUAUAUGCAUUGUUCUGUUACUGUCAUUUGGCAUAAUGAGGUCAUUCAUGUUGAAUAUAGUUGUGCGUCUGCAAUAAUUAGCCAUUGGACACCAUCUACUAUAGAUAAAGACACCUGUCUUCCAUUGAUUUUAUCGCUGACUUGGUGUAAUGCGAACCCCUAUUUACAUCCAAAUCUCUUUUAAGCAUAGAUAUAGUGGCCACAGAAGAUAGCCUGUUGGUAGUUGUAUGGUACAGAUAUUCUUUUUACAAAAAUUGACUCGUUCAGAUUUUUCCAACACUGCGUGUUAGUCUCCAGUACUUUGUAAAUACUGCGGUAAGGAGCUGUGGAGACCUCUAGUGGUAGUAGGAGUAUUGUCUUUUCAUUUUGGGUUAACCACUGCUGAGUACAGCUGACAUGUUUGCUUCCAUUCUAAGACAUUGGAUGUCUUUAUGUUCCUGACUUCAAAUUCUUAAUGUAAUUAGUCAUAUUUGAAAUGGAAAGGCUUUCUGUUUCUAUGGUUGCCAAUCACCAUGUUGUGAGUGAGAAUCCUGUUCUGCUACUACUUUCUUUAAUUAGAGUCUGUCAUGCAGCACAGGGAGAGGAACAACAAAGGAGUCCUUAUACAGUUUUAAUUCUUGUCGGUCUCUUUCCACACUCUUCUACUUUUGUUUUGUUUCAGUGAACUCUAGAGGAAUUGGCUUUGUGUGUGAAUGGGUUUGGUACAUGUCUUGAUGCCUUUGUAACAUGAAUGCACCUUCACAACAUUAUUUGCCACAGAAGCAGAUCAUGGGUGUAGCACUGCAUUUAGGGUAAGAAAUCCCCUCCCCACCAACAUCACUGAGAGCAGGUUUUCCACAGAGUAAAGAUGUCUGUUAACAUCCACCUGUUCUUUAGAGACGUACAUCUGUUGUUGCAGGAAGUCAUGCAGUCAGUAAUUUGACAAUUUAAUAAUACACCACAUAAGUUAGGAGUAUUCCCAGCACCUAAAAGGGAGAGUGUUUUGGAUAGCACAGCAAAAAGGUCGGAUGUUUACUAUCCCUCUCAGCAGAGGUGAUAGUGUUGCUUCCUGCUGAACCCGAUCUAUGGGCCGCGAUACCUGCUGCUGAGUAGGCCCUGCCUUGCUAUCUUUGAGGUUGGUUGUGAAACUGGUGCCACGAGGAAACAGGCAAGGUUCAUUAAUGUGUUACUGGGUGUAAAGUACAAUAUUUAUGUGGCUUUCCCUGCUGAGGAAAUCUUGGAAAUGACUUGGUGAAGGAAAUUUCUGUGUGAGGACACUGCAUAUAUUCAGUUUUAAUAAAUAUAUAAACCCUGCUUCUAGAGCUAGCUUACCUAUCAGGAUCAGUUUAUCUUUAAUUAGUAUCAGUUUUUCAGAUUUUUAUUUGUUUUGUACCUUAAUUCUGUUUAACUUCAUUGCUCCCAGUGGGGAAUAUGUAACAAAACCAGAGGAUGUGGGUGUCUUGGUUCCAGAAUAUAAUUUGCAAUACACUUUUACUUGGGCUUUGACCAAUAUUAAUAGCAUUAUAUGAUGGGAAAGGGAGAGAGAGGAGGCCAUGUGCAGGUUGGCAGUGCAAUAGAGACGUGUAGGAGAGGGUUUUACUUUGUAGGAACUUUUUAUCAUGUAAUUGAUCUGCACUUUCUCAUUUGACCUCCUUUCUUGUUCUUUCAAUUGUCUCAUGAAUGAACUUUGGAUCACACAUAUGGUGGCAGCCACGUCAUCUGACUCCCAGGUAACUGAAGAGUAAUAUUUGAAACCAGCAGAGUCUGAAGUGACUCUUCAUUGUGACGUAUCUUUAUUAAUCUAUUGGCUGUUAGUUUGUGAACAGCUUCAAACACUAUUUCAGAACCAAUGAAUGACUUUGGUCUCAGUGAUUUAGAACAGCCAUAUUUACAUCAUUGCUUACCCUUGAUGUUGGGCAGAAUGUGACCAAGCAACUCCCAAAUUUAAUGUGAUCAAGGCACUAGGGAUCACCUGAAAGCAACUCCAAAUAUUAGAGACCAGUUGGAAUGGGUGGGGUAGUUGUGAAACUAUUAACCAAAGUACCAGCGGUAUCUUGGGUAAAUACUAUCAGAUUAGUGACCUUUAUUGCCAACUGACAUUGCAGGAAAAACAUGUUCCACACCUGUCAGUUUUGUUUUUAAUGAAAUUUUAAGAAAGUUUGUGAAUUCUCCUUUUAAGUCCUGAUUUGGAUAUUGUCCUUACAACAAAAGCAACUGCUAUUGAUAGAGGAGCCCUGAUCCUAAUAUGCCGCAUGGAGUGAAUUGCAGGAUUCUAUAUGCUGCUGCAUUGAUGCAACUUAACAGAGAUCUAGCUAUAUUGUUCCAUUUUGAAAUGUACACAUCGUGAAGUAUUAUCCCUGGCUGUUUACUCCAUUAAUACUGCACAAGUAAAUACCUGUCUGCAUUCUGAAAUGCCUGCAGUAAUGAUAUACUGAAAUGAUCUGUUAACCUGGCCACCUGGAUCUGAACACACUGCACAAUGCCCUCUUUAGCUUAAUUCUUGUAAAUCUCUGACAUUUCCAAACCCCACUUUUCAGUUCGUAAGUUGACUUAUUUUGUAUAAUCCUCCAUGUUACAGUUGUGAAGGUGGUGCAACUAGUACACGCGUGCCAUCUCCUGCUAGUAGGUAACCGCUGUGCAGUUUUGCAUACCUAGAUAUUUACAGGCUGACCGAAGUAGAGUGUGUGGGACUGAACCCGACAAAGCAGUAGUUACUGAUUACAGUGUAAACUGGGUUGUGUCCCUGAGAAUAGUCAAAAGGAGAGUUCUGCUGGAAAACCUUGUGUAAGACAGUUUGCCCAACAUGGUUUGGAAGGGAUCAGGAAUUGUACAUAAUAGGGUUGGAUAAGCACCUCACAUUCAGUUUUUAUGUUUGUAAAUGUAUGUAAUUAAAAUUACUCCAAUUCCAGAAGAGAAGUGAAAUUAAUGCUGUACUUAAACAUCAGUCAACAAUUCCUCUUAGUAAACAACACUGUAGCUAGGAAUAUGCCCUGUGAAUUCCUUUGGGCUGGUAUUAUGCACUUUGCUUCAGUGGCCUGAACAACUAGGACUUUAAUAUUCUAAUCAUUGUGAGCUUUUUUUCUUUCUUUCUUUCUUGAUGUUUAAAAAUCUCUGCUCUGUAACUUGAAUGCUAUCUUGCAUUAGUCAAGGACAGAUUAGGCAUCAGAAGUAGCAUGGUCUGGAGUAAUGCUUACCCAAAACUAAGGUGCAAAUUAUGUAGCCAUUUGCUUGACCUAAAUAAACAAACUGCAAGUUGUCAAACUGUCCAGCUGGGAGGCAUGAAGGAAGAAGAGAAGGUAAUAUCAAUGAAAGGAGUUAUAUUCCUGUUUGGGUUUAUAAUUCUGUGUGAAGUCCCAGGCUUUCUGGCAUAUUGCCUUCUGACGGACUGGUAGAUGCACUGAAUCAUGUCCUGUGAGCAUAAGCCCAGCAUUGAUAGGACAGGAUCAUAUCUAAUGCAACGGCUGCUUCCAUUUCUUUUCUCAAAUCCAUAAAUGCUUUCAUGCAAAGUUGAUUGGUUUGUUUCCCAUCACCUGUGUUACUGUUCACUGUUAUCCAACGUGCCUCCAACUUAAUGCACAUCUUCUGCAUCGAACGUCCCUGAAAAACCUUUAAAAUAUGUAUGUCAUUUAUGUUUUGCCAGCCAUGUUAAUGUUAAACUAGUUGUGGGAAAAUGCUAAGAAUUUACAGAAGCAGCUGAAGAUGUUUUGUUCCCAUGUUCAAUUCUGCAGUCAGAUUUAUGAGAGGUGACUGAUACAACUGCCUGUCCUCGAUUUAACACAGCAGAACAGGACACAAAGUACAGUGUGUGGAGUACUUGUCCUGAUCGAAUUAAGAGGAUGUGAAGUAACACCCUAAGCUCAAUGCAUGGAUGGCUCUAUGAUUUUCUAUUUAGCAAAAGAACCACUUAGCCAUAUUUACACUCUGCUCAUUUCGUUAAGCAGGUCUCUGAUCCAAAAGAUGUACUCCUAUUUUCCCACCCCUCCAUAUUAAAGUUUUUUCAUACUGUUUUUACAAAGAUAUGUUGAAGAAGAAUUUCUGGAACCAUGAUGUGUUGACUGUAGGCACACUACAUUAUGCUGAAAAAAAAAUUCACCAAAAGGCUUUUUUGAAAAUAUUUCCUGCAUUCUCAUAUUUUACUAUUCAGAUAUUGGCAUGUAUGAUCUCUGUGCAAGGUUAUGCUUCCAGAAACACAUUGUAUAGUAAUGCUUGAUAAAACUCUGUGCAGUAGCCAAAUACAUGUGUGUUACAUGUAAGAUUGAAGAAGGCAUACAGUACUGCUUACUUGUUUGGAUGACUUGCUGAAUGGUAGUAUAUAUGCUAUUUAAAAAAAAAAGAAUGUGUAGCUGUUAUCAGACACCUGACAGCAGUGGUGUGUUAUGCUUAAAUGUACUGGUAAUUUAUGCUUUAAUGUACUGUAUUAAAAUUAAGAAAUGUUAAAACUG